CUGGAUCAGAGCAAAGUGAAGUCUCUAAUUUUUUAAACUGAACGCAACUUUAAUCAUGUCGAAACAUCGAAAACCUAGUGUCUAUUCUGCAGUAUAUUAUCGUAAAAGUAACAUUAAAUAUUAAUAUUAUAUAUUAAAUAUUGAUAUUCCAAUUAACUUAUUUUUACUAUCGUGCAUACUUUAAAUUUCUUGAACGACGAUCGCUGCAGGUGACACGUGGAAUAUUUAAAAGUGACAUCGAUUAGUGUAUUGAUCACCAAAUAAAAUGAAUCUGGCACGUUCUUUUGUCAAUUUGCGACACAUUGUGAAUCUCGCAAAUUGUGCUAAUAAAGUUACAGUGAGAUGUCUUUCACAAUAUUAUAAGAUAAAUGACGAUCUGUUUGGAUUGAGUGAUGAACAGAAAGAGCUUCGCUCGAUGGUUUUCAAUCUUGUCCAAAAGGAAUUGGCUCCCAAAGCUGCCGAAAUCGACAAGAAGAAUAAUUUCGAUGAGUUGAAAGAGUUUUGGCAAAAAUUGGGCAAAUUGGGCUUGUUGGGCGUUACGAUCAAGACAGAGUAUGGUGGCACAGGUGGUACAUACCUUGAUCAUGUAAUUAUUAUAGAAGAAAUAAGCAGGGCAUCAGCUGCUAUUGGGUUGAGUUAUGGUGCACAUUCAAAUCUCUGCAUGAACCAGAUCCACAGAAAUGGCACGGAAGAGCAGAAGCACAAAUACUUGCCCAAGAUGUGUAGCGGUGAGCACUUUGGCGCUUUGGCAAUGUCAGAGUCAGAAGCCGGCUCUGACGUUGUCUCCAUGAAACUAAAAGCUGAGAAGAAAGGCGACUAUUAUGUGUUGAACGGGAAUAAAUUCUGGAUCACCAACGGCCCAGAUGCGGAAACGUUGAUUGUCUACGCGAAGACCGAUCUAAACGCGGAUAAACCACAGCAUGGCAUCACCGCUUUCAUUGUGGAACGCGGAAUGGAGGGUUUCAGCACAGGGCAGAAGCUAGACAAAGUGGGAAUGCGCGGCUCCAACACGUCGGAAUUGAUUUUUGAAGAUUGCAAAGUUCCAGUCGCAAACAUAUUGGGAGAAGUCAACAAGGGCGUUUAUGUACUCUUCAGUGGAUUGGACUAUGAACGACUGAUAUUGGCCGCUGGCCCAUUAGGAGUCCUACAGUCUUGUUGCGACGUCGCUUUUGAAUACGCUCAUACGAGGAAGCAAUUCAACCAACCUAUUGCACAAUUUCAAAUGAUACAGUCGAAGUUAGCGAAUAUGUAUACAAAUCUGUGCACGGGCAAGACUUACCUUUACACCAUCGCGAAAUCCUGCGACAACGGUCAGAGAAACCGCAAGGAUUGCGCCUCAGCGCUCCUUUAUAACAGUGAGAACGCUGUAAAAGGGGCAUUGGACGCCAUGCAAAUACUUGGCGGAAAUGGUUAUACCAAUGAUUACCCGGUAGGACGGUUGCUGCGAGACGCGAAACUAUACGACAUCGGUGCGGGCACCAACGAAGUACGACGUUUGGUCAUCGCCCGUGCAAUCACCGAAGAAUAUCUCCAGUAGAAAAAUGACGAGAGCUGCUGUCAAUCCGCAUAUUUUAAUUAUUCAGGUCAAAAUAUACUUAAACCAAAAGACUCCAUUAAUGUAGCUUCAUUCCCUAGGCAUAGUGACAUCGAAAAUCUCCAAUCAGGCACGUUAUGUCCAAAUAUUCAUGCAUGAUGACUGUUAGUUAUUGAUAAAUCGGCAACGAUGCUUCGAGGCAGCAGUUGUGAUGCGUAAAUAUUCAAAAAUAAUGCGCGUGAUUGGAAAUUUUCCACGUUUCUGUGCCUAGAGAAUAGAGUUACGUUAAUGGAGUUUUCUAUAUGUGACCUACCAGUGGUGAUAUAUCAUAGUUGGGUAAAACUUGUUUUAAAAAGAUCUGUCAUAAGGGCUAACAGCUAUUAGACAAUGGCUAUUAGUAUACAAACCGCUAUGAAAAAUAACUUAUGGAACUCUAAUAAUGAUAUUUACAUCUCUAUAUUUUUAUACUGAUUGGUGAUGUUCCGAUAGUUAUUAUAUAUUUUUUAUAGUUUUUUUGUUCAUUUAUUAGCUGCUUUGUUUAUUACGAAGCAGCUAAUAAAUGAUGAUUAUAAAGUUAAUCCUUUAUACAUUCUUCUAACAUUUUUUACACACACACACACACACACACACACACACACACACACAUAUUGUUAUUUUAUACGUUUAAAAAAUGUGUAUAUCAUGUACUAUGCAAAAACAGAUAAACAUGGUACAUUUUAUAAACAAAAACGACCUGUAUGUGUUCUUGUUAAGUUUAAUGAUUUUGCAAGCCUCUAAUUUUACAAAAUAUACGUAUUCACAGAGAUUGGGCCAGGCUAGUUUCUUGAAGUGAUCCUCUUCAAGGAUUAUCAGCGAUCGACUCAGUCAGUCGGUGGAUUAAUAGAUCAGCACUACUGCGUACUAUUGAUCUUUCAUAUCGCGUACCAGCGAUAUGUAUGGAUAAUACAAAUUGAGAUAAUUGAGUCACUAGAGCGGCCUAAGCGGAGAUUGCAAUUAACUAACCUUUCGCGCUAUAGGUUGCUAAUUUAAGUCUUAACACAUAUAUAUACGCGCGUUUUCUUAUCUUCUCUUCCUCGCACGCUUUCUCUCUCUCUCUCUCUCUCUCUCUCUCUCUUUUCGAAGCUCAGAUCUAGUCUCUGUUAAUGACAGUGCAGCCAAACUAAUUACAUCGAACCAGUUCAUAUAGGGGAGAAGUUCUCCGUCAUCCGUGAUAGGCGGCAGAGCGAUCAUCACCAGGAAGGAGCUGAGAGAAGGCUGAGCAAAUGGAUUUUUACAGACCGAGGAUGGCUCUCAAGUUCUCCAUAGGCAACUUUUACGAGACCUAUGUAAGUAUUCGUCGACCAGGAAGUCGCCCUUCAGUCUCACCCAUUCGUAUGACUUACAGCCUGAUUAUCUGUUGAUUAAACCUCCCAUCUUCGUCAAUUAUUAAUGACAAAUUCUUUGAUGGGUUCAACCGUCAUUUUUCUUAUACGAAAGAUUCGACGGUCGAUAUUAAUUAAGUUCAUGUUUGAUUAAGCAAUU
Dinoponera quadriceps is the source of this 3055-nucleotide messenger RNA. Its product is annotated as isovaleryl-CoA dehydrogenase, mitochondrial. The transcript is spliced from 9 exons. Lineage: Eukaryota; Metazoa; Arthropoda; Insecta; Hymenoptera; Formicidae. Gene Ontology annotation, cellular component: mitochondrion. Gene Ontology annotation, molecular function: flavin adenine dinucleotide binding; 3-methylbutanoyl-CoA dehydrogenase activity. The coding region runs from base 266 to 1537 and encodes 423 amino acids. The record is from RefSeq and is a predicted model, not a curated record. Gene Ontology annotation, biological process: L-leucine catabolic process.